UCAUGCUGCUUCAUUAAAGAGUAGAGCUGAGGAGAAGAUAUGAGAAUACGCUGUAGGACCAUUGGAAAAACUACUACAGUGUUUUCUCAACCUUUUUUAGUGCCAAGUACCGGCAAGCUAGAUUGUUUCCUCCUUUGGGGAAAACGUCAAUUUAAACUAGCACAAAAAAAAAGACAAAAUCACCGUCAGCUAGCUGAACAUCUAAGGGACUGCUGAGCAUCAUCCCAGGGACCGGAGCUGGUACUUGGGCCAGAGGUUGACAAACACUGGGCAACCAGACUACAGGAAGUUGUUGGAGUGUUUGAAAAGCAGGAAUGUUCUUGAACACAGCCUCACCUCGGAAGUCUUUUAGCGUCCCCAUUAGCAUCAACCUACAGGGUGCACGGAGGCGACAGACACGGGAGAUCCUCCACCCUUUGGCGGCGAGGGAGCAGGUGUGGCGGAGAGGAGGGUACGGGUGCGGAGGGGAGAGGGCCAAGGCUCAGGUGAUGGCCUCCAGUGUGGGGGAGGACAGAGCCAUGCUCAUGGGCUUCAGCAUGAUGGCCUUCUCUGUGCUCAUGUACUUUCUGAUCGGGAUCACUCUGGUUAAACCCCACCUAAACAGUGACUGGCAUGAGGAGGCCAGCUGCUUGCUGGUCCAGGUUGAUGUUCUGGAUGAGUGGGCCGACUGCAGAGGGGUCAGCACUGCCCCAUGCCUGAGGGUUCUGGUCAACCUCAGUACCUCUGGACAGAAGGCUCGCCUACACUACGAUGAAGAGUCUGUACUCCUCAACCCUGAGUGUUUCUACAUACCCAAAUGUCAAGUAGACAGGAAAGUCCUUGUGGGCGAAGUGCAGAAAAUCCAAAACACUUUGGAGGAGACACAAGGCAGUGAGUUGCGUUGUCUUUCCGACCCCAGAAAAUACCCAGAGGACACCAUUUUGAAGAGGAAGUACACGUUAGGCCUUGCCUUGUGGUCUCUGCUGUGGCCCAGCUUGAUGCUGGGUGGGGGAGCUCUACUGGUGGGCCUGGUAAAGCUCAACCAGAGACUGGCACACCUCUGUACGGAGCUGGGUAAUGAGGUAACAGGGGGUAGGCUGACAACGAUGACAAAUACCCAAGGCAAACUCUAUCAGCUCCUUGGGUGGUCUGGCUCUGGACAGCACUCACCUAUGCAGGAUGACUCAGUGAAGUGAUAGCUGACAGUGGCUGUGUUCCAAUAUAUCCAGUGAAAGGACAUGGAGAUAACAUACUGUGUAGGUGAUCCCCACUGUAAGGAAGGGAGUCUAUGUAUGGGUUGAUGUAGUAGGAAAUGGAAAUAAUUACGUUAUCCACCUUGUCCUGGAUUUUUUUAUUUAUUGAUAUGCACAAGGGCUGCGGGGAAUCCCACUGUAUGACUGAAUAGUAGUGGAGGCUGGCUCAUAAUAAUGGCUGGAACUGAGCGAAUGGAAUACCAUUCUAGCCAUUACCACUAGCCCCUUCUCCCCAAUUAAGGUGGCACCAACCACCUGUGCUGAAUAAGCUGACUUGAAGGUACUUUUUCCUGGUAUGGUUAGUCAAAGCAGGUACUAUAAUCAACUAGCCGCAUUUCUCUGUCAAUAUAUGGGGACGAGUUUGAGUUUUUAUAUUGUGCUUUUUAAUUAUCAUGGCAUGGAAAAUGGAUAAUAAGAAAUUAAAUGCAUUGGUUCUCAAAAUAUGAGACAGGGAUACAGAGAAUUUUUAUUUUUAUUAAACAGUACAAUGA
Oncorhynchus nerka (sockeye salmon) is the source of this 1723-nucleotide messenger RNA. RefSeq names its product potassium calcium-activated channel subfamily M regulatory beta subunit 3 (gene kcnmb3). Gene Ontology annotation, molecular function: calcium-activated potassium channel activity; potassium channel regulator activity. Gene Ontology annotation, cellular component: membrane; voltage-gated potassium channel complex. Gene Ontology annotation, biological process: potassium ion transport; detection of calcium ion. NCBI's taxonomy places the organism in Eukaryota, Metazoa, Chordata, Actinopteri, Salmoniformes, Salmonidae. The transcript is spliced from 4 exons. The record is from RefSeq and is a predicted model, not a curated record. The coding region runs from base 315 to 1175 and encodes 286 amino acids.